GCCAAACAAGGGGGCGAGGCAGGGGUGUGGCCUCCUGGUGGGUGGAACCUCGUCCCUAUGGCAACGGGGGCGGGUCCAGUCCCCAUGGCAACGGGGGGCGGGGCCUCGGGGGCCGCCGGGAGCCGCCGUGCGGACCUCCCCGCAGGGAUGGAGGGGCGCGGGGAGGAGGCGCCAGAGGAGCCGGAGGCGUCUGAGCAAUCCGACGAGGAGGAGGAGGAGGAGGAGGAGGAGGAGGAGGAGGAGGAGGAGGUGGACGAAGGCUCCGGGGUGCGAGUGACGCCGGCGCUGCUCAAGGCCGCGACGGGCGAGUUCUCGCUGGAGUCCAUCCUGCUGCUGAGGCUGCGCGGCCGCGGCAUCGCUCACCUGGGCUGCCUGGCCGACUGCUCCAACCUGGAGUGGCUGGACCUGUCGGGCAACGCCAUCGCGGGGCUGGCGCCGCUGGCCGCGCUGCGCGCCCUGGCCGUGCUCAACCUGGCCGCCAACCGCGUGGCCAGCGUGGAGCCGCUGCGGGGCUGCCGCAGCCUGCGCCAGCUCAACCUGGCCGGCAACCGCCUGCGCAGCCUGCGCCAGCUGCGCUGCCUGCAGGGCCUGCGGCACCUGGAGAGCCUGCGCCUGCGGGACCCGCUGGGCAACCUGGCCAACCCGCUCUGCGCCGCGCCCGCCUACCGCGCCGCGCUGGCCGCCAUGCUGCCCGGCCUCAAGGCCAUCGACGGGCAGCGCGUGGCGGGCCGCGGCAGCGAGCUCUUCCGCCUGUGCCGCGAGCUGGACGCCGCGCUGGACGGGCAGGCCGCGCCCGCCGCGCCCGCCGAGCCCCCGCAGCCCUGGGUGCGCGCCGGCUUCUGGGAGCCGCGGCCGGCGCGGCGCAGCCUGGUGCUGGAGGAGGCCACGCGGCAGCUGGGCCAGGCCCUGCGCGAGUGCCGCGAGCUCGGCCGCCGCGCCGACGACUCCAUCGCACAGGCCCAGCGCGCGCUCGGCCGCCGCCAGCACGGAGACUUCGGCUUCUGAGCGCCCGGAGAGCCCGCGGCCUGCAGCCAGCGUGGGCUGAGCCGCGGGACCCCACGGUGGGAAUGGAGAACGCCCAGAGCCACCAUCAUCUGAGCCACAGGACCCCAAGAUGGGGCCAGGAGAACCCCCAGAGCCACCACUACCCAAAGCUGCCAUCAUCUGAGCCACAGGACCCCAGAAAUGGAGCCAGAGCCACCACAGCCCAGAGCUACCAUCGUCUGAGCCACAGGACCCCGAAAUGGGGCCAGAGCCACCACUACCCAAAGCUACCAUCAUCUGAGCCACAGGACCCCAGAAAUGGGGCCAGGAGAACCCCCAGAGCCACCCACACCCUGAGCUGUGGGACCCCAAAACCAGGGCUGGGAGCCCCUCGGUGCCACCCCCAAGUUCACUUCCUUCGCCAUGGGAGCCCAGAAAUGGGUCCAGGAAAGCCCCCAGAGCCCACACUGUCACUGUGAGACCCCCAGAGCCACCACAAGUCUGUCUCCUUCCUCCUGCGAGCUGUGGGACCCCCACACUGGAGCUGGGGCACCCCCAGAGCCACCCCAGCCCAGCAGAGGAUCCCCAGGGAGCACCAGAGGAGCCGUGGGGAGCCCAGCCUCGGCUGGGGGACAGCUCGGGGACAGGGGCCGUGGUGGCACUGUGCAUUAAACAUGUCCCACCCUCCAGUG
Messenger RNA from Serinus canaria (Common canary), 1676 nucleotides. It is a transcript of the gene LRRC61, whose product is annotated as leucine rich repeat containing 61. The transcript is spliced from 2 exons. The record is from RefSeq and is a predicted model, not a curated record. Lineage: Eukaryota; Metazoa; Chordata; Aves; Passeriformes; Fringillidae. The coding region runs from base 58 to 1005 and encodes 315 amino acids. Gene Ontology annotation, molecular function: protein binding.